Molecule: messenger RNA, 1077 nt
Organism: Pyricularia oryzae 70-15
Lineage: Eukaryota; Fungi; Ascomycota; Sordariomycetes; Magnaporthales; Pyriculariaceae
Exons: 2
Coding region: 1-1077 (358 amino acids)
Source: RefSeq, a predicted model, not a curated record
AUGUUUAUUGAAGCAGAAAAAGACAAGGCGGACGCUCGGUCUUGGGCGACGGAACCAUGGCCGAUCGGGCAUUCUAGCGAAUUUUACGAAUACAAUACCGAGGUCUUGGAGGCAACCAAAGAUGAAUGCUCUGACAAACUAGGGCGGGGCUUGAAGUCGGCAUAUGAGCAUCGUCGCAAAGUAUGGGCUUGUCACGUAUGUGGGAAGAUUGUGAGCAAACGAGGCGUCGGUCAAGAUGGCAAAGAGAAAGACGAAAAAGAAACCAACCAGCAGGACGGGCAGUCUCUGUGCAACGGCCUGACUCCAUGCGAGCUAUGUGGUUCCGCAUGGUACUGCUCCGAGAAAUGCCGUCGGAAAGACUGGCUGUUACACAGCCUACUGUGCACCCAGUACCGACUCUUUCAGCAAUACAAGCCGUCAUCGGAUAGCUUCAGUUGCAUCGGCAUAGAGCUCCCCGUGGAGAACAAGACACCGAGACUGGUAUGGGUUAGGUACGGGAAGGCCUUCAGCAGCCGACCCCAGCAGCGCCGUGCCGGGAUCGCGAGGACAGCAAUUGCAUAUCGCCACGAUCCCUUUUACUACAUCGGUAACAUGAUGGGUGGCAUGGUUCAAGUAAUUAAACAACCCGGUCCCUUUUGGUGCACGCGGCUCUACGUGGCACGCCGACAGACCUCGUUGCUUCAUCCGGUCAACGAGUGCGUGAGGACCCUGCUGCGGCAGCUGGGUCCUAGGGCGUUUGACUCGAUGAAAGGGUUCUUCGACCCCAAUAAGCACCUGCAGGACGACAAACUCAUCUGGAGGGGGCCGAUUGUUCUGUUUCGGCGGUCGGAGAUGUUCUUCACGAUGAAGGCGGCGGAUUUGGAAGGCCCGCUCGGCGGACGUGAGCUCCGGUCACUCGAGGUGCAGAUGAUGGAGGACAUGACGCUGGCGGAUCUCAGCUGGGCUAUCGAGUACCUGGCGUGGAGGCAGAUGGAGGUGGUGGAGCAUCCGGAGACGGCUAACCUGGUGCCGGAGGACUGGUCACGGUGGAUACGGUCCAUGCCGGAUGAGGAAGAGGUGGAAGAGAUAGACGAGUGA